Caenorhabditis elegans is the source of this 1119-nucleotide messenger RNA. RefSeq names its product Serpentine Receptor, class E (Epsilon) (gene sre-47). The coding region runs from base 1 to 1119 and encodes 372 amino acids. The record is from RefSeq and is marked reviewed. Gene Ontology annotation, biological process: sensory perception of chemical stimulus. Gene Ontology annotation, cellular component: membrane. NCBI's taxonomy places the organism in Eukaryota, Metazoa, Nematoda, Chromadorea, Rhabditida, Rhabditidae. The transcript is spliced from 3 exons.
AUGAUUUUCCUAAUCGCAAAUCUUACUACAAUCUGCUGGCCGAUAUACAUUCUGCAGAAUUUUAAACUCGUAGAAUUUCCUGGUCUUCUACUUUCAGUUUUGGAUUUUCUCCUAUUUUUCCUGACUUUUUAUUUUGCAUUUCGAUGUGCUUAUUUGCUCGUUAAAGUGAGAGUUUUUCACAAGAACUUGUCAGUUUUGGCGGUUUUAUUGAUUUUUCAAUGGUUGGAAGUAUUGAUCGGGAAGAUUAUUAGUUGGCCGUAUGAGACGGGGUAUUGGACGCUGGAAGAAUUAACAGAAAAAUCUUUAUUGAACUCAACUAUGCAGCAAUGGUGGACUGAAAACCCAUCAGAAAUGAUAAAAGUGGACAGUUUCAACCAUGAUGUUUUAUUUUUCAUCGCUGGAUUUUUGAAAAUACACUUUGGGCUUUCCAUGUCGAAUAUUCUUCUGAUAGUGUCUGUAGAAAGAUCCUGUGCCAGUUAUUUCCUAGAGGAUUAUGAGAACAAAUCGAGAACUUGGAUCGCUUUACUGAUAAUUUUUUUCAGUCAAACUUUUACUAUGAUAUUUUCAAUUGUGUUCUUUUUCAAUUAUCUGUCAUAUGUGUUUGGUAUUAGUAUCAUUGCAAUUUCGAAUAUUGGUGCUGUGAUGCUAAUGCUCUACUCCCGCCACUACAACCAAAAAAUCACGAAAAUCCACGAAGACUACGCCCAUCAAUCCAACUACACCCUUGCAGCGAGAUUUCAGGCCAAAGAGAACAUGAAGUGUUUUGAAAUGAUCUGGAAAAUCGUAAUAUUCGCACUUUGUAUCGGAAUUGUCGGUUUUGCUACAGCUCUAUCCUUAUAUUUCCAUAUUCUACCAGAAUUGGACACCAUGCUUAACCUUGUCAUGCAGGCUAUGAUAAACCUGCCGCCGUUGGUAGUGUGUCCUGCUAUCAUCUAUUCCGUGGAGUCUUUCAGGAGCUAUCACUUUUUGUCGGUUACUUAUUUUUGGGAGAAGCUGAAAGUCGGGCACGGGGCUGUGGAUAUGAUGCCGGUGCAGAAAAAAAGUUUUUCGGUGAAACACGAUGAAAUUCGGAAGGAAACGGAGACUUAUUUUAAUCAGCUGGCGGCGUCUUGGAUUUGA